AGAUACGCCCCUUGAUCACGUCGAACAAUAUUUAACCGCAAGAUCCUUCCGCUCUCUCGACGAGUGAUAUGUAAAAGAGCCGUUUCCUUUCUUAUUGGCGUUAAAGUAAAUACCGUUGAGUAAACGGUGUCAAUCUCGUCGUGUUGUUGGUUUAUUUGCAUUAGAGAGAGAGAGAGAGAGAGAGAGAGAUGGUGCUGAAAUCCGAGGACGGGGUCGUGCCUGAUGACCUCACACCAGAGGAGCAGAAAGAGCUUGAAAACAUCCGGCGUCGAAAGCAAGAGCUGCUGGACGACAUUCAGCGUCUGAAGGAUGAGAUUGCUGAAGUCACAAGUGAGAUUGAGAAUCUGGGUUCAACAGAGGAGAGGAAAAACAUGCAGAGGAACAAACAAGUGGCCAUGGGCCGCAAGAAAUUCAACAUGGAUCCCAAGAAGGGAAUCCAGUUCCUCAUUGAAAAUGAUCUGCUGAAGAACACCCGCGAAGACAUCGCACGAUUCCUCUACAAGGGUGAAGGUCUUAACAAGACGGCUAUAGGAGAUUAUUUAGGAGAGAGAGAUGACUUCAACAUUCAAGUCCUUCAUGCGUUUGUGGAACUGCACGAGUUCACAGAUCUGAACUUGGUUCAGGCGCUCAGACAGUUUCUCUGGAGCUUCAGACUUCCUGGUGAAGCCCAAAAGAUCGACAGAAUGAUGGAGGCCUUCGCCCAGCGCUACUGUCAGUGUAACCCUGGAGUCUUCCAGUCCACUGACACAUGCUACAUCUUGUCCUUUGCCAUCAUCAUGUUGAACACCAGCCUUCACAAUCCAAAUGUUAAAGACAAGCCCACGGUGGAGCGUUUCAUCUCUAUGAACAGAGGCAUUAAUGAUGGAGGAGAUCUUCCAGAAGAACUUCUGAGGAACCUCUAUGAGAGCAUCAAGAACGAGCCCUUCAAAAUCCCUGAAGAUGAUGGCAAUGACUUGACUCACACGUUCUUCAACCCUGAUAGAGAAGGCUGGCUGCUCAAACUGGGAGGACGAGUUAAAACCUGGAAGAGACGAUGGUUCAUCCUCACUGAUAACUGUCUGUACUACUUUGAGUACACUACUGAUAAAGAACCGCGAGGCAUCAUUCCACUGGAAAACCUCAGCAUCCGUGAAGUCGAAGACAAGAAACCGAACUCCUUUGAGCUCUUCAUACCCCAUAAUAAAGAUCAGGUGAUCAAGGCUUGUAAGACGGAGGCAGACGGUCGAGUGGUUGAGGGAAAUCACACUUUCUACCGCAUCUCUGCUCCCACCACCGAGGAGAAAGACGAGUGGAUCAACAGCAUCAAGGCGGCGAUCAGCAGAGAUCCUUUCUAUGAGAUGCUGGCUGCCAGAAAGAAGAAGGUGUCAUCUAUGAAGAGACACUAGAGAACGUUUCUCAGGAUGCUGAUGAUGAUGAUGUGUGUGUAACUGCUGGUGAAGACAACUGAGCUGCAUGUCGUCUCAAUCCAUCAUCAUCAUAUACAGACAGACCGGAGAGAAAUCUUCACCAGGAUCGGUGUCUGUCCUCUCGCUCAGCUCAAGUGUGUGUGUGUGUGUGUGUGUGUGUGUGUGUGUGUGUGUGUGUGUGUGUGUGUGUCAAAGAGAACCUGAUGUUUCUCACACUUAACCAAAACUCUUCUGUCGUUUCUCUCUUGCACACUUUUAUUCGAAAUCAGCGGGUCUGACAGAAUGUGGAAAAGUUUCUAUUUGAAUGGGAGGAGGGCUCUGUAGGGAUGUAACAUUCACUGUGAGCCAGUUGAAAAUCCAUUAGAAUUAGACGAUUCAAGUGGGUUGAGAUGUAAAAUGAAUCGCGAUACAUGUUUUGACCCGCAGGGGCCGCUGUUUUUACUUUUGUUUCUUUUUUAAAAAUGGGAAAAAAUCCAAGUUAACCAGACUUAGUUUGUUUAUAUUAAAGAUACUUUUGUAUUAUUCGUUUUUUUAUUUGAUUUGGAAUUCGUUUUAAAAUUGCAAUUUAGUUUUACUUGGCGUAAAAUUUUAUUUUACAAAGAAAUGUGCAGCAUUUGAGAAAUAACAAAAGGGCAGUUUCAUUUCUAAUUUGUCUCAACUCAUUUUGUAAAAAAAAUUGUAUAGUGAUAUCAGUAUCAUGAAUGACAUCGCAUUGUGAGCUCAGUGAAUCAACAUCCUAGUGCUCUGGCAAUAAGUGUAUUUCGACAUGUUUGUUGUGCAUAAGUGACCUCGGAGGUAGACGUGUGUAUUUAACUGUUAAAGCAUUCGUUUUGUUUGGCAUUUGCGUGGGGAUUAAGGGUGGAAUGUUUUCUCAGCUUCAGCAGUCUUUGUGUUUUUAUUGUCAGGUCAGGUGUGUUGUGAUCAGAUGAACGUGCAUGCGUGAUGCUUCUUCCUCUCGGUACACACACAUGAAAACACAGUAAUGUUGUGAGAUUCAUUCAUGCUUGUCAUGAAACAAAUAAAUGUGCCUAACAACGUUUGUUUAAUUAUGAUUGCAUCUAGCCCUCGGUUUGUCUCAUCUCACACUUUUAUUCUUUCAUCUGUUCUUGGGUUUCUCUCAGUCUGGGCGUUUGCUUCUUUAAGCAAAUGAUUAUAUUGAAUCAGUAUUGGAUUAAUUUAUGUAAGAUGUACAUAUGUUAGUGUAUAGAGAAUAUUGCUUUCCAUUUUAUAAAUGUGUGUACGUAGCAGCAUUGUAUUAGCUUAGUGACAUUUUCUUUCCUUUUCUAUUUUCAUUUAUUCUCAUUUGGAAUGCUGACACCAUUGGGGUGGUGGCGAGACCUUGCUGAAAUAAAAAUAUGAAAUCCUU
Molecule: messenger RNA, 2772 nt
Organism: Triplophysa rosa
Lineage: Eukaryota; Metazoa; Chordata; Actinopteri; Cypriniformes; Nemacheilidae
Gene: cyth1a
Product: cytohesin 1a
Exons: 13
Coding region: 189-1385 (398 amino acids)
Biological process (GO): regulation of ARF protein signal transduction
Molecular function (GO): guanyl-nucleotide exchange factor activity
Source: RefSeq, a predicted model, not a curated record